UGAAGGCAGCGAAUUGAAUGGCGAAUUGCUUGACGAGGUGCAAUCUGAUUCUGUGAGCGAGUGCUUCGUUUUGCAUCGAGAGAUUGAUUUCUGGUCGGGCGCCAUCGACGGAGCUAUGGCUGCCGCUGCAGUCGCUGCGUCUGGCUGCGGGGUCUGCCCGGUCAGCUGGAGUUCUUCGGCGGUCAAGAGGAGAGCUGGCGAAUCGGACGGGGCAGGAAUUGACAGAUUGAGUUUGGGCUCACGGGGAAGCCGAAUUCGGGAGGGUCGAGUUCGUUGUGACAGGCUUCUGAGGCCGCGCUUUACUCACUUGCUUGCGCGGAGGACGAUGGGGAGUGGUUCGGUCCUCAGGGCGAUGUCGUCCUCUGCCGCUCCCCAAGUGGAAUUGGAGUCCCGGCGGUCUGAAGUCUCGGAUGCGAUUUCGCAGUCUCUUUCUAACUGCCUGACGGAGACACAACUCGACGAGACCGUGAAGGGAAUUGGGAAGAAAAUUCGUGGCAAGGUCAGAGACAUCUACGAUGCUGGUGAUCACCUUGUACUGGUAACCACUGAUAGGCAGAGUGCGUUCGACAGAGUUCUAGCCUCCGUGCCCUUCAAGGGACAGGUCUUGAAUGAAACCAGUAGCUGGUGGUUUGAUAAUUCACAACAUAUCACCGCGAACGCGGUGGUUUCCAUCCCGGAUCCGAAUGUCACCAUCGCUCGAAAAUGCUCUGUCUUUCCUGUCGAAUUUGUAGUGAGGGGUUAUGUAACAGGUAGCACCAGUACAUCUCUCUGGACAGUAUAUCAAAAGGGCGUGCGCAACUAUUGUGGCAAUGAGCUUGUCGAAGGCCUUGUAAAAAAUCAGCGAUUGGACGAGAACAUCCUCACUCCAACUACCAAGGCCGAGGAUCACGAUAUGCCUAUUUCUGGUAAAGAGAUCGUGGAGCAAGGAUUGAUGUCGAGAGAGGACUACGAUGAAGUUUCUCGAAGAGCGCUUGCGCUUUUUGCAUUUGGUCAGGAAGUUGCAAGAAAACAUGGUCUUCUCUUGGUAGAUACGAAGUACGAAUUUGGAAAGACAUCUGACGGCACCAUUGUUCUGCUGGAUGAGGUACAUACUCCUGAUUCCAGUCGUUACUGGGUAGCUGCAUCAUAUGAGGAACGCCAAAGAUGUGGUCUGGAGCCACAAAAUAUCGACAAGGAGUUUUUGCGGCUUUGGUUUAAGGAUAAUUGCAACCCAUACGAAGACAAGAUCCUUCCAGAUGCUCCAGCGGAACUUGUCUCGGAGCUUUCAUGGAGGUACAUUCUUUUGUUUGAGACCAUCACCGGAAAGAAAAUUGAGCUUCCCAACACUCAGGAGCCCAUUCACGAUCGGAUAACGAGGAACGUAGAAAGAGCUCUUCAGGAACUACAGCAAUAGCCACUUUCUUCGGGUACACGCAAAUCGAAGCUUUUGGGAAAGUCGGUAUUUGGCUGGCUGCGCUGGUCACGGUUUUGGAAACAGGAUGUUUACAUUUUUUGAGCACAGUUAUGAAGAAGAGUACGGUGAACUGCGUAGGCGUGGUUUCCUUCUGUAGGUGUUCCGUUCCCUAAAGUUCCAGAAGGAGGCUCGGCCGUGAUGAAGUCGAAGUUCGCUGACAGUUCGUAGCUUCGCAAUAGCGCAGAUCUACCCUCGAGAUAAAAGUGUUCCUGAAGGUAAGCGACCGUUGUCAACGGGAAACUUCCACGACAGAUUUGCACCAUGGAAGUGAACUGCUGCAUGAUGCACUGUUGUCACGGGAUUUCCCUCUAGAAGGAACCACUGUAUCGUAUGUAUGUGUUGUAACGAAUAUUGGCACGUAUUUCCUGGACAGCAGCACGUGUGUGACAAGGAUCAUGAGAGAACUGUAGUCGGCGAUCCACUCAUUGCUCUGUCGCAGCUUUCAGGACACAGCCGUUUUGUUACUCGUUGUCUUCUCGCAUGUGGACUUUCUCACGUGAAUGGCCCAGGGAGAUUCCUCACGCUCGAAACCUGCUCUAGGUGAUGGUGCAUCGGAUGUACCUAUCUUAGAAUGUAGAGGACACUGAUGGCUAAUUUGAGGUUGCUCAGAGGCUUCUAGUUGUCAGGAAGAUAUGCAGGAGUUGUCUGCGAAUGAUUUUUUGCGCCAUAUCAUUCGAGUCUCACGCUUCCCUUUUCAAUGACACUCAGUCGCUGUUUGUUUCUUCCGGUAACUUGUAAUGAGAUUCCAAGGCUCGAC
Molecule: messenger RNA, 2210 nt
Organism: Marchantia polymorpha subsp. ruderalis
Lineage: Eukaryota; Viridiplantae; Streptophyta; Marchantiopsida; Marchantiales; Marchantiaceae
Source: the annotation of a GenBank genome assembly